This is a messenger RNA of Chelonus insularis, 6778 nucleotides long. RefSeq lists its product as uncharacterized. The coding region runs from base 752 to 6673 and encodes 1973 amino acids. The record is from RefSeq and is a predicted model, not a curated record. NCBI's taxonomy places the organism in Eukaryota, Metazoa, Arthropoda, Insecta, Hymenoptera, Braconidae. The transcript is spliced from 11 exons.
AUAAUCUUUUAUCGACGAAACCGGUGUAGUUGAUUUAAAACUACUGUGCAUUUGUAUAAUAAAUAAUAAUCAAUUAUUUAUUAUUAAUGAUUAUUAAAAAAUUAAUUUUCGGUUGAAGAAAAUAAUAAAAAUUAUUGCGAAAAAUAAAAUAUUUUAAUAAACAUAUUUUUUUUUUUAACUAUAAAAAAAGAUGCAGCUUGAAAUACAGUUGCUUAUUUGACUAAUUUUAUUCUAAGGAAUGAUUUGACUAGCACCGUAGUGGGGGAGGUGUGAAAAUAAGCUCUUUGUUCUCGAAGUUUGGCGGGUUUGUAAGUAAGAUUGCGUCUCAUUUUUUUCAAUCAAAAUUCUCAACAAUUAAUUAUGCAACAAUCCAGAAAAUAAAACUGGAUAAAAAUUGUACAAUUAGUUGGAUAAAAUUGAAUUGGUGUAAUAUCCUUAAUCGAAAUCAUAAAUUUCGACCAACAAAGGCUUAAAAAGCCGGCAAGUGAGAAAGGAGUUUUAGACUAGAAGAUAACGCUUUUAAUUGUUUUAACUGUAUUGAAUAUUACCGAAAGACAUUAAAAACGAAAAUGAAAUAUAAAUACUGACCUCUCAUUGACUGUGGGAUUCUUUUUCUCAGUAAUACACCGUAUUAAAGUGCACGUGGUUGUGAAUAGAAAGGAUAACGUUUAUUUCAUUUAUUGACCAUUUUAUCAACAUUUCUUUUUCACAUUUUACAAAUACUAACCUUUAAUUGAAGGAUUAAACUACAAUGGGGAAAGUAUCGGUAGCAAAAUCAUCACAGAGCAAAUCCAAACGAUCAUCUUCUGCAAACACUUUGUCAAAACCAUCAAAAAGAACCUACUCAAAUGGAAUAGUUAGAGAUAAUUUAUUGCAGACUUAUCCCGUAUUACCAGUAAAAACAAGAUCAAAACAAGAUCACAAAAUGAAGACCAUUGAAUCUGUUGAAGUAUCAAAGACUACUGUAAUGAAUCAUAUUAUCAAAAAUGUCAAAAUAUAUCUCGUCGACUUGAUUCACACCAAUCUUUUAACUCGAAAGCAUCGAAAAAAAUUGCAAAAAUUGAAAGAGCGAAAGCCCAAAAUGACAAUCUCUGUAUGCUCAUCAUUUGAUUCUCAUUAUUCAGAUAUCUCUGCAUCCAGUAUUCGAAUUAAUGAUAGAGAAUUAAGAUCGCUGCCGGUUCGUGAUGAGAGAGUUAAAAGAGAAUCAUUAUUUUUAAAGUAUAUUCAAGAACCGAAUUCUAGUUUUAGUAAUCUUAAUCGAUCUCAGGGCGGUGGGAAUGUGUCAAUUGUUGAUAAGUUUCGUCAAAAGGAGAGUCAAGUAGAGGCUGCCAAAAAUGAUGAGGAUGAAGAGAAAAAAUGGCGUUUUUGGAAUGGAGAUAUAUUUUCUGAUGGAUCUUCUCGUCGAGGUACUGUGAGUAUCACAAGCUACGAGUCUUCAGAUAUUUUCAGCUCAGAGGAAUCGGAAAUUGAACAAAAACGUAAACGAAGAAGAACACAAACGAAGAAAUUACCACCUUCUUCAUCAAAACAAGUACUAAGCGGAAACAAAAAAAAAAACAAACCCAAAACACCAUCGUUAGAUAAGCUUCCAGCUGCUGCUGAUAAAACAUCCCAAGCAUCAACAUCUAGUAAUGUCAUUGUUGAAGCUGCAGCUGAAAUUCAAACAACGCUAUUGUCGUCGAUUAAGUUGAAUCAAAAGGAAAAGAAAAAUCGAGAACCCGAGAUUACUAUGAGGCGGACCGUGGUAACGUGGUCAGGUGACAAAAAGACUACUUGGAUUCUGAAUGUUAUGCCAAAAUCAGAAGCAGAAAGAACUGGUAAAUUGGAAAAAUUGAAGCAAACUCGCCUGGAAAGAAAUCCUUUGAGGAGACUCAAGCCAUCAAGUCCAAAGAAACGUGGUCCGUACAAGAAAAGGAUUAAGGAAGAAAAGAAGAAAGAAUAUAAAAGCAAAAAACCAAAAAUUGAAGAAAAAUUACUUUGCUGCGAUGGUCCAUGUAAAUGUAAUCCUGAGGAUGAUUUAGUGGUGCAUAAACUACCAUCAAUGCCGGCGAUUGAUACUCACUUGGAAGCAAAGAAACAGAUGAAAUCAGAUUUAUCAAUUGGCGAUGAAUCCAAAUCAAGUUCAAAAAAAGACACAAACAAACGAGAAAUAUCAUCAGUGAAUUGUGAUACUUUUAAAGAUUUGCCGAAUUCUGAGCCACCAUCAAAACUCCGUAAAUUGAAUGACGGGAAGAAACAUCCGGAAAUAAUAGAAGACACCGUUCUCCCUCCUGGCAGUGUUGUAGCAUUGAUCUCUCCUAUAGCGAAGAAUCUCAAAACACUGGGUCGCAUCCCUAAAAUAGAUCCCAAUAUAAAAGCAGUAUCUGAUGAAAAAUUAAAAGUUGCAUUCGACAAUUGGGCUAAAAUACCAGAGCUCAUUCCACUAAUAAGCCCCACCACCAGUAUCGUUAGCUGUAAAAACAAGAUAGAAGUAGAAAAGAAAACGCCCACGUCUACAGGAUCUAUAGGAAGAAGUAAAAUUGUUUAUGAUAUUAAAAAUAAUGACCAGAAGCCGGUACCUUUAACCAGGAGAAAUAUUGAACUGUUCUCAAAAAUGAUUAAAAAUCAACUAAAAAAUGAUGUAGAAGGGAAUAAAAUGGAAUCCAGAGUAAGACUAAGAAUAUCGCGAUUUAAUAAAAAAGAAGAUGAUUCUAAUAACAAUAACGUGAUGAGUGAUGGAGUGAAGAGUAAAAAGAAUCGAAGAGAUUGGAAAAAAGAAAGCUCACAAGUCAACGAUGGAUCUAAUUCAUCAACAGAAUCAUCUCCUACCAUGAAUAAAUACACACGAUGUAAUUCGGAUGAUUCUUUGCCGCGAUUCGGACAAAUUUUGCCGUCUACGAGCAAUCCAUCGACUUCAGAUACACCGAUAGAGAAGCGCGUUCUUGAUUGGAUUCGUAAAGACUUAGAUAUUAGUGAUGAUAAGAAUAUUAAUGAUCUGGAUUUGAGUGAUAACUCUUCUUCAAUUUCGAGUGAAGCAUUAAAGAUAGAUGUUUCAAAUAGAGGUGAUAAUAAAACAAAUCAGAAAGAAGAAGUUGACAGUUCUGUUUUAGAAAUAAAUCAUUUAAUAAGUCCAGAUACUUCAAUUGAGAAUGUGACAUUUGCUGAUCAGUCGAUAGUCGAAGGGAAGUCUGUAAAUGAAAGUACUGAAAAUCUUGACGAUACAAGACAAAGUGUAGCUGGAGAGGAUGAUGAAGUUAAACAAAAAGAUGAUGAUACUUCAAGUAUCAGCAGUUCGAGCUCUAGUGAUAGUAAUAAGAGUAGUGAUAGUAGUAGUAGUAGUAGCAGUAGUUCUGCCUCAUCUCGGUCGAGUUCAAGCAGUAGUAUUAUUUCUAAUGUCAACAAAUCUUUGAAAAUUGUUGAACCAGAAAAAAGUCCCAGUAAAGUUCAAGAGUCUAGUGUUUGUAUUAAUGAUAAAACUGAACCCGAAAAUAAGGGUAUUGAUAAUCAAGAUGUACUUGAAAUACUUGAUAAUGACAAGUGUGAUGAUGACAAAGGCUACGUUAGUAUUAUUGAUGACAAUAACAGUAUUAAUAAUAGUAACAAUAGUAACAUAAAUGACAAGAGUAUUGACGAAGAAAAGUCGUUAAAAGUAGAUGAUAAAUCAAAUGAUAGUCAAGAAGAAAAGAGGCUUGAAAGUGGUGACGAAGAAAAAAGGCUAAAAGCUGAAAAAAAUGAUGAAAAGAGAAUAGAAAUUGACAGUGUUCUUGAUGAUAAUGAUAAUAUUGAAAAAAAUAAAUUGAUCGAGUCCGAAAGUAACAAUGGUUUGGAGGAUUUAGAAGAAGAUGAGAAAGACGAAAGUGAUUGUGAUGCUAUUUCACUUUAUGCCGAGUCGUUAUUUAAUGAUAAGCCGGAUGAACAAUUAGUUUCACCAGAAUUACCAACAUUUGGUGAUUUAUCAAGACCAUCAAGUCCUCAAAAUGGUUACAAUCGUAUGGAAUCAAAUACCUUUGAUAAUUAUUGUCAAUUAACUGAACAAGAAUUUGAUAAUGAUUAUCAAAAUGUCAAUAUUCAAACUGAUUCAAAAGGCUUAACAACGCGAAGAUUUAGAAAUCAAUCGAAUAAACAAAAUAAUAAUCAAACUACCAACAAUGGACAUGUAGAAUGCGAUUCUAGUUAUGCUCGCAGUCCAAAUUCACAUACCAUUCAUGAUGAUAAUUUAGAUCGGUUUAAUUCCUACUCCGCACACCAAAUUGAUAGUAAUUACAAUAUUGUUAGAAACAAAAAAUUACACCAGAAUUAUGAGCAAAAUUUUACCAAACAAAGGAAUGUUUUUGAUCCAGAGGUUAAAAAAUCAAAUCCUACUAAAGAUUUCGUUAAACAGUUUUUCUACGGUAAUUGUUUUCAACAUUUGAAGACUGGAAAUUGUACAAAAGUCGAUAAAUGUCGACACAAUCAUACAAUCGGCAGUAAACUUGAACGUAUCUAUUUAGAGACUCCAGAAAAGAUUCAUAUGACGCUCAUUUACGCGUUCGAACAAAAUUUUCAUUUCUACAUAAGGAUUGUAUAUUGUAAAGCAAUUGUCAGAUUAGAUAUACAAACGAUAUUCAAUUUUUUCGGUAUAAUAUUACUUUCAAAUGUGAGUAAACGAGAAAUGGUGCCGGAUUACAUUAGAUGGACAAUAGAUGCUUUGUUAGCAAAAAAUCGCACUUUAAAGAAUAUAAUAAAUGUUUUAAGUAUUCGAAUAGCACAAAUGGGAAAGUCGAUAAAACCAGUAAUGGCACCUGGUGAAGUAUGUAACAUUGUGAUAAGUCAUCUAGCAACAAAAAUAAAUGCUGGCUGUUAUUGGGAGACAUUUCGAUGUUUGAUUUAUAAUCAAGUAUCACUGUCAUCAGUUAUAAUAUCCUAUAUAUUACAAGAGAGUAUUGAAUUCAACAAACCCCUUUCUCAUUUGAAAGAUAUUAUGAAUUUCUUAGAUUCAUAUUUGAGUGAUGAAGAAAAUUUCACUGGAAUUAAUCCAGAACUGUUUAAUAAAUUUACAUUGUUACUCCAUGAACAGACUAUAAAAGAACAGAAGAUGCAUGCUGAAAGUGUGGUGGAAAUAAGGCAGAAACCACCAGAAGCUAUUUCACUCGCAUCACCGGACACCAUGGAUAUUAAUAAUUUGCCAGAUAAUGUUAACCCUUUUAUUAGUUCCAUCAAUACAAAUAAAUAUAUACCUGAAAGAGAUUUAAUUCCACUUCAAGAUAAUAAUAAUAAUGAUAAUAAUAAUUUGAAGACUAAAUCUGUUAUUAAUAGUGUAGAUAUUCGACAAAAAACUCAAGAAAAGGUGGAAGAUAAACGAGAUGCAGUUCCGUCAACAUCUAAGAUGAACGAUAUACAAGAAUGCGCUUCGGAAUCAUUAUUUGCUAAUAAAUAUAAAUUAAUUCCUAUUGAUGCUCCAAAGUCAAAAUCAGUUUACGAAAGCUAUGUUUGGUUGUUACGAUCAGAUUUAGAAAACAUACAAACGGCAAUAAAGAAAAAUGAUUACGAUGAGAUAAUAAAAGUUUUAAGCGUCAAUAAACGUUCUCAAAGUCAACCAUUUGUGCGUGGAUUUUAUACUAUACUGUGUAGAGAAAUAAUGGAAAGUGUCAGGCAUUUAAAUGAAAUAAUACAACGUACAGUAAGAGCUGGGUUGUACGUGAAAUUAAAUCGAUUACUAACUGAUAUAGGGAUAAUGUUACUAAUAACAUUAAUCGAUAAUAAUUUUUGGGUAUUGGCAUAUCAUUUAUUACAAUUACUAAACCUAUAUCUUGUUAAAACUGAUGAUCAUACAGUGGAAUUUGUUUAUGUUUCUGUGGAAAUUUAUAUCGCUAAUCAUAAACCACUGAAGGCGGUUGAAUUGAUUAAACGUAAUAAUCUGAUGCUCGGUGACGUUCAAAAGUGGAAAUUAAAAUCAACUAAUGUAAAAAAGGCUUUAAAACUUCAUGGACAUAUGAUGAGAGUUUUAUUUCAAGCGCUCACCUAUUUUUAUCCACAAUACGCUGUUGAGUUGUGUCGAAAAAUACUUGAUGAACAACAAAAUACGUUUUAUCCAAUAAAUUUAACACGUGUGAUCACAGAUAUAAUAAAUACUGUUUUAACUGAUAUCAUUAAUACUGAUAACAAUAAUAUCGAAAAUAUUGAAUAUAUAUAUACUGAAUUGUCAAAAGUUAUAUUAUCACACAAUGUUAUUAUUUACGAUGAACUAUUACGAAAUAUUAUUAUUGAAGUUUACCACACAGAUGAAAAGUUGUCAAGACAAUUAUUUAAGUACGCCACCCAAAUGGGUAUCUAUACAACUGUCAAGUAUCAAGCGGAUUUUGUCGCAACAUUGACUAUUGAUAUUAAUUUAUCAGAAGAAGAAAUGUAUUUACUGCUUGCGGAAUCAUUUAAAUCACUCAAAGAACAAAUUGGAUGCAAUAUUUAUAUUCUUCAGCCUCAAAAAUUAUUUUUUUACUUAAAUUUAGAGGAUAUUCCGAGUAAAAAAAUGUUACAUAAAGAUAGGAUAAAGCUCAAAAAUAAUGUGCAAAUUAUGAAAAGCACUAAAGCAAUAUUAGGCAGAGUGUUUGAAAAGUUUAAUCCAAAAUUGAAGAUGCUAUCGAGAACAGUAGGUCAAAGAAUUUGUAGACUGGUGAGCAACACAGUAUUCCCUCAUUUGAUAAAAGAUGAUGAUUAAAGUGAUAUUAAAAUUUUAUAGCUUAAUGUUUAUUUAUGAUUUUUAAAGGAAUAGAAAAUUUUCUAUCAAAAUUAUUGAAAUUUAAUUAGUAAAGGAUAUAUUGUU